Molecule: messenger RNA, 10624 nt
Organism: Anguilla rostrata (American eel)
Lineage: Eukaryota; Metazoa; Chordata; Actinopteri; Anguilliformes; Anguillidae
Gene: arfgef3
Product: ARFGEF family member 3
Exons: 35
Coding region: 861-7415 (2184 amino acids)
Biological process (GO): regulation of ARF protein signal transduction
Molecular function (GO): guanyl-nucleotide exchange factor activity
Source: RefSeq, a predicted model, not a curated record
UUUCUUUACCCCAGGUGUAAGUCUAUUUAAUAGAUGUCAUGAAAUGGGUAUUUAAGAAUGGAGCCGUUAACGUUACUUUCUAAAUUACUUUAGAAGGGCUUAUAUGUUUUUAGGGUUGAUCGCAUCCAUGAAUUAACUAACAACCUCUCCGCGCGUCUUGCUGCCGCACGUCCUCGUAUUACAAUAUAGGAACGACUACGAGCCUGAUGGGCAAGAGAGGCUGAAUAUCCCGGAUGGAGUAGAAUCGUUCUGUUAUUGGUGAAUUUACUCGAGGGAACAUUCUAUCCAACACCGUUAUUUCAUUAGGACGACACGCAUUGCAUAGGGGUUAAACUAAUUUUCAGUUCUCAAAAACAUGCCGAUUACAUUUUUUAGAAGAAUUUAUCCUGAGGAAACACUUCGCCAUAGCAGUGCUUACGGUUGCACCUGCGCGCGGAUUUAACGCGCUGCUCUUCAGUCCUGGCUGUAAAUCUCUUCCAUUCCGCAAAAAAGGAAUUCCACGGCCGCGCUUUGCAGGUUUCAUAUUUCCCAGACCAGGUCGAGGAAAUGGCCCGUUCUACGCUACGAACAGGAAUUAGCUAAACUGCAUGAAAUAAGAUUAGGCUUCACCCUAAGGGCACACAUUUCUUCGAAACAAUCCUGCACUGUUUGUGCGUUUUCAAAUGGCAUUUCGCAAUAAUUAGAUCGAUUUUUAAGAAUCGAAGGUGAUAGAUGCUUCAUCCACUGUUUACGGAAUUGACGUGUCGUCUUACAUCACUGGCCUCGGAAUGAAUCAUCGUUAGAACACGGAUGCUAAGCGAUUCGCUGUACCAUCGCACUUUUUCGUCCAGAAUACAAGGUUUCAAACAUUGCUUUUGAAGAUGGAAGAAAUAUUACGGAAGCUACAUAAGGACGCGUCAGGGAAUAAGUACAAGGCUGUAAGAGAUGCGUGUACUUCAGCCCGCGAAACCCUUGAGGCUCAGAAUGGAUCUGCUAAGAUUCAGCCAUCUCAGCUCAGAGAGCGAUGCUUACUUCCUCUUAGACUGGCUCUGGAGUCCAAAAGCACCAAGCUGGCCCAGACCGCUCUCACAGGAAUGCAGAAGAUGCUGUGUGAGGACCGGUUCGUCACCACGGAGACGGAGGCAGCGGAGAAGCAGCUGUUGUGUCAGGUGCUGGAGGCAGUAAGAGUCACACCCACUCUACACGAGGACCUGCAGGUGGAGGUGAUGAAGGUCCUGCUCUGCAUCACCUACGCCCCCACCUUCCAGAUCAACGGCGAGUCCAUCCUGCGCAUCGCCGAGGUGUGCAUUGAGACGUACGUGAGCAGCUGUCACCAGCGCAGUAUUAACACGGCGGUGCGAGCCACGCUCAGCCAGAUGCUGGGGGACCUCACCCUGCAGCUGCGGAACAGACAGGAAAAUGCGGCUCUGGAUUCGGAGGACGGGUCGAUGGCCACUCUCCAUCGCAAAGACAUCUCCCCAACCAGCGAGGCCCUGGGUGAGGACGUCGUCAAUGUGCUCAUCGUCUUCUGCGAGAAGCUGGAGGGCGUGGCCAGUGAGAACCAGCUGCUCCAGCUACUCUAUCUUGAGUGCAUCUUGUCCAUCCUCAGCAGCUGCCCUCCCACAAUGCACCUCAACAGAGGCUUCACGGAUCUCAUAUGGAAGCAGCUGUGUCCGUCGCUGGUGGCGAUCAUGGGGAACCCCAUGAACGAUAAAACCAUCACCUCAGCCUCCGCCCACGGGAGCGGGUCAUCCCAGGACGCGGCCCCGCCCUCGGCGGGGGUGUCGGACCAGGGCAGGGGGUCGGGGUGCUCGUCCAGCGCCCCCACCCUGAUCGGGCCCGUGGCGCGCACCAUCUGCUACACGGCGGCCGAGCUGGUGCGGCUGGUGGGCCAGGUGGAGUCCAUGAAGCCCGUCCUGCAGUCUCUGUACCACCGAAUCCUGCUAUACCCCCCGCCCCAGCACCGCGUGGAGGCCAUCAGGACCAUGAAAGAGAUCCUGGGCAGCCCAGAACGCCUUUUUGACCUGGCAGGCCCGUGUGUAACAGAACCAGAGUCCAGAAAGCGCUCCUUCUCCAAGAGGAAGUCCCACCUUGACCUGCUGAAGCUGGUGAUGGAUGGCAUGACAGAAGCGUGUAUGAAGGGCGGGAUCGAGGCCUGCUUCUCGUCGGUGUCCUGCGUGUGCGCCCUGCUGGGGGCGCUGGAGGAGCUGAGCCAGGGGCGGGGCCUGCAGCCGGAGCAGGCGCGGAUGCUCCUCCGCCGGCUGGACGAGCUGAAGGAGGGGGCGGAGUCUGCGCGGGAGUCCAUGGAGGUCAACGAGGCCGACUUCCGCUGGCAGCGGCACAUCCUCUCCUCCGAGCACGCUCCGUGGGAGCCCCCCGGCGCCGAGCGCAGCCCUGACAUCAGCAUCAGCGUCACCACGGAUACGGGCCAGACAACACUGGAGGGGGAACUCGGCCAGACCACCCCGGAGGAGUGCGGGGAGGAGCCGCGCCUGGCCUCCCCCUCCUCCUGCGGCCCGGACGCCGCCUCUGACCGCCCCCCCCGUCCAGGGGUCAGGGAGGCGGGGGCGGAGCCCAGUGGCCAGCCCGACGUGGUGCAGCGGAGCCACGCCCUCGUGUACCCCGACAUCACCAACUUCCUGUCGGUGGAGUCGCGGGCGCGGUCCCACGGCUCGCGCUACAGCGAGAGCAACUUCAGCGUGGACGAGCAGGACCUGUCCCGCACCGAGUUCGACUCCUGCGACCAGUACUCCAUGGCGGCCGAGAAGGACUCGGGCCGCUCCGACGUCUCGGACAUGGGCUCGGACAACUGCUCGCUGGCGGACGAGGAGCAGACCCCGCGCGAUUGCCCGGGGCACCGGUCCCUCCGCACGGCCGCCCUGUCGCUCAAGCUGCUGAAGAACCAGGAGGCGGACCAGCAGAGCGCGCGGCUGUUCGUCCAAUCGCUGGCCGGGCUCCUCCCGCGCCUCCUGGGGCUCCCCACCUGCACUGACGUGGACGUCUCCCUCCAGAACUUCUCCUCCACCUUCUGCUCCGGCCUGCAGGCAGGGGGCAUCCACUCACCUGGGUUCGAGGGCAGUGGGAAUCUGAGCUGCCAGGCCCUGAUGAACGCCGACGGCCUGUACCUGGUGUCCUACUACGCCCUGCUGCUCAACCUCAAACUCUGCUGCAGCGACUACUACCGCAGGAAACCUGCUCCUGUGCUGGUCAGCCUGAAGGAGUUUGUGCGGCAGAUCCAGAGCAGUGGGGUGCUGGUGGUUCUGUCGCAGGCCUGGAUCGAGGAGCUGUACCACCAGGUCCUGGAGAGGAACCUCCUGGGCGAAGCUGGAUAUUGGGGCACCCCAGAAGAGCACUCCCUGCCCCUCAUCACUAUGCUCACAGAUAUAGACGGGCUGGGUAGCAGUGCUAUUGGCGGUCAGAUGAUCCGCCAGGCUUCAGCGCAGUCCCCAUUCUACUGUGACAAGAGCACCAGUGACACCCUCAUGGCAGGCAUGGUGUUUGCACGCUACAUCCUGACUGGCUGCUGGAAGAACCUGAUUGACACCCUGUCCACCCCUCUGACGGGGCGCAUGGCGGGCAGCUCCAAGGGACUGGCCUUCAUCCUGGGGGCGGAGGGAGUGAAGGAGCAGAACCAGAGGGAACGGGACACCAUCUGCCUGAGCCUGGAUGGCCUGAGGAAGGCUGCUGGGCUCAGCUGUGCACUCGGUGUUGCUGCUAACUGUGCCUCAGCACUGGCCCAGAUGGCUGCAGCUUCCUGUGUGCAGGAGGAGAAGGAGGAGAAGGAGCUGGAGUCCGGGGAUGCCAUCGCACAAGUGAAGCAGAAGGUGGAGCAGAAGCUGGAGCAGAUAGGGCGCCCCCAGGGGGUGCGUCUGCACACUGCACACAUGCUCUGCAUGGACGCCAUCCUCAACGUGGGGCUGGAGAUGGGCAGCCACAACCAGGACUGCUGGCCACACGUGUUCAGGGUUAGUGAGUAUGUCUGCUCCCUGGAGCACACCCACUUCAGUGACGGGGGCUCGCAGCCCCCCAUGGCCAUCACUCAGACCCCGCAGGCGGUGGACCUGGGCCUGGAGCUGAGCGGGGACUCCAGCCCGGAGCGAGAGCUGGGGAUCAGCCACCCCGUCAUCCAGCCCCUCUCCAUCCAGGAGCUGCUGAAGGAGAGUGGGCGGGGCAAAGCCUUCGACCUGCGGGGCGGGAGCCUGCUGGGCGGGGCUGGAGCCGCCAAGGUCGUGUGCACCCUCUCCACCCAGGCUGACAGGCUGUUUGAAGAUGCAGCCAGUAAACUGAACCUGGUGGGACUGGUGGGGUUCCUGCACCAGCUGAGGAGGGCCUCCCAGUCACAGCUCUUUGAUUCAGUCACGGAGACGGGGGACUACUCUUUAGCCAUGCCAGGGGAGGCAAAGUCCACCCAGGACAGACGCAGCGCCCUGCACCUCUUCCGGCUGGGAGAGGCCAUGCUUCGCAUUGUGAGGAACAAGACCCGCCCUCUCCUGCACAUGAUGAGGGCCUGGAGUGUGGUGGCGCCCCACCUGGUGGAGGCCGCCUGCCACAAAGAGCGUCACGUGUCCCAGAAGGCCGUGUCCUUUAUCCACGACGUGCUGACGGAGGUUCUGACCAGCUGGGCGGAGCUGCCCCACUUCCACUUUAACGAGGCGCUGUUCCGUCCGUUUGAGCACAUCAUGCAGCUGGAGCUGUGUGACGAGGACGUGCAGGAUCAGGUGAUCACCUCCAUAGGCGAGCUGGUGGAGAUGUGCUCUCCUCAGAUCCAGUCUGGCUGGAGACCCCUCUUCAGCGCCCUGAGGACAGUGCACGGUAACAAGUCAGACAUGAAGGAUUACCUGGUGGGAGAGUAUUCCAUGGGGAAGUCCCAGGCUCCGGUGUUCGACGUCUUCGAAGCGUUCAUCAAUACAGACAACAUUCAGGUGUUUGCCAAUGCAGCCACCGACUACAUCAUGUGCCUUAUGAAGUUUGUCAAGGGUUUAGGAGAAGUGGACUAUAAGGAGAUUGGGGACUGUGUCCAUGGAACCGGAUAUAGCUCCACGGACCUGUGCCUUCCUGCCCUGGACUACCUGAGGAAGUGCUCACAGCUGCUCACGAAAAUCUACAAGAUGCCUUCCAAGCCAGUGUUUCUGGGGGCGCGGCUGGCCAGCCUGCCCAUGAGGGCCCAGGAGAGGUCGGUGAGCAGCGAUGACGGCAUGGACUCCAUCCUGGGAGAGUUUGAUGAUGACACAGGCCUGAUACAGGUGUGGACUCUGCUCCUGGAGCAACUGACUGCAGCCGUGUCUAACUGCCCCCGCCAGCACCAACCUCCCACCCUGGAGCUGCUGUUCGAGCUCCUCAGAGAGGUCACCAAAAUCCCUGGGCCAGGCUUCGCCAUAUUCUCUGUGAUCCAGCUGCUGCUACCAGUGAUGUCACUCUGGUUGCAGCGUAGCCACGGUGACCAUUCCUACUGGGAUAUUGCAGCUGCCAAUUUCAAACAUGCCAUUGGCCUGUCCUGUGAGCUGGUGGUAGAGCACAUCCACAGCUUCAUUCACUCAGAUAUUGGCUAUGAGAGCUUAAUCAACCUGAUGCUGAAGGACCUGUUCAAGCUGCUGGUGGCGGCUGUAUCUGAACCUGCCGAGACCAUCUCCAGAGUGGGCUGCUCCUGUAUCAGGUAUGUGCUGGUGACAGCAGGCCCAGUGUUCACAGAGGAGAUGUGGAGGCUGGCCUGCUGUGCUCUGCAGGAUGCUUUUUCCACUACCCUGGAGCCUGUGAAGAACCUGCUGGCCUGCUUCCACAGCGGCUCGGACAGCUUCACGGGGGACGCGUGUGAGGUGAAGGUGGCUGCACCUUCACACUCUGCCUCAGCGGAGGCUGAGUACUGGAGGAUCCGCGCCAUGGCACAGCAGGUCUUCAUGCUGGACACUCAGUGUUCCCCAAAAACCCCGAACAACAAGGAGGGCUUUGAGCAUGCUCAGUCCUGCGUUCUCAUCAUAGAGCUGCCCCCAGACCAGCAAUCCAACGGACACACGCAAAAGAGCAUUCCCUUCAGGACCAUCGUGGUCAGCUUGCUGUCCCAUCAGGUGCUCCUGCAGAACCUGUACGACAUCCUGCUGGAGGAGUUUGUGAAGAGCUCCGGGCCGCCGGAGCCCCAGGAGAAGAGCACCCCCGUGUCGGAGCCCAAAGCCACGGGCUUCCUGCGCUACAUCUCCAUGCAGAACCUGGCCAUCAUCUUCGACCUGCUGCUGGACUCCUACCGCACCGCCCGCGACUUCGACACGCGGCCCGGCCUCAAGUACCUGCUCAUGAAGGUGUCGGGGGUCUGCGGCGCCGCUAACCUGUACCGCCAGUCCGCCAUGAGCUUCAACCUCUACUUCCAGGCGCUGCUGUGCGCCGUGCUGACCAACCAGGAGAACAUCACGGCCGAGCAGGUGAAGAGGAUCCUGUAUGAGGACGAGGAGGGCAGCACCGACUCCUCGCAGCAGUGCUCCUCCGAGGACGAGGACAUCUUCGAGGAGACGGCGCAGGUGAGCCCUCCGCGGGGCAAGGAGAAGCGCCAGUGGAGGACCAAGAUCCCCUCCCUGAGCGUGCAGCCGCUCAGCGGCGUGGACUGGGCCUGGCUGGUCCACCGGCUCCACAAGCUGUGCAUGGACCUCUGCAACAACUACAUCCAGAUGCACCUGGACCUGGAGAGCAGCCUGGAGGAGCCGCCUGUCCUGAGGGGGGACCCCCUCUUCUUCCUCCCGCUCUUCCCUUCGGAGACCUCUACGCCCUCCACGGGGGGGCUGUCGGGUAAGGGCACCCCCUCCGAGGACGGGUUCCGGUGCCACCUGGCCGAAACACCUUCGGAGGAGGCCCCCAGCCCCGGGCACCCGGCGGGCAGCCUGCCCCAGCUGAGGGCGGAGAGGAGGGAGGCGGGGCGGAAGAAGGAGUGGUGGGAGACGGCCGGGAACAAGCUGUACACCAUCGCCACCGACAAGACCAUCACCAAGCUGAUGAUUGAGUACAAGAGGAGGAAGCAGCAGCACAACCUGGCCAGCUUCGGUAAGGAGGCCAAGGCCGGCGACAAGAGGGCCGAGCCGGUCACCCUGCGGGGCCCCGACUCCCCGCUGCCCCAGAGGCCCCAGCAGCUGGUGGACCAGGGGCCCAUGCGGCACUCCUUCAGCGCGGGGCCAGAGGUGCUGCGGCAGGAGAAGAGGCCCCGCUCAGGCUCCACUGCCAGCUCUCACAACAUCUCGCUCAGAGACUCGGAGGCACAGAUACAGGCUUGGACCAACAUGGUCCUGACCAUUCUGAACCAGGUGCAGCUCCUCCCAGACCCCACCUUUGUGGCCCUCCAGCCAGCGGUAUUUCCCUGCAUCAGUCAGCUGACGUGUCACGUGACCGAUGGCAGGGUGCGGCAGGCUGUGCGGGAGUGGCUGGGCCGUGUGGGCAGAGUGUAUGACAUCAUCCUGUGAGAAGCUGUCUGUAAGGGCUCGCUGUACCCCAGUCAGUCUGAAUAGACCAGGUUACAGGUGUUUGGCUGAAUUCUGGCUGAUUGUUCAGUUUAAUCAUGCCUUGGUGUAUUUUUUAAUAUCACUGUUACACAUCAUACAAGGGCAAGAUAUUUAAUAUAUUCAAAAUAAUAUUGUUUUCCAUUUACCCACAUCCAUAACUACAUAUUUAAUCAUAUUUAAUGUUAUAUCCAUAUGUUAAGUAUUUAUUACAUUUGCCCUAAGAAUUAUUCAGAUGAUUAUAUUAAAAAUACAUUUAAAAUUUUUUUUUUAUUUUGUGUUUUGAUGUAACAUUUUCAUAAGUCUGAUGUGUUGUGCCAUAUGACAUUGACAAAUUUGUAGUCUGAAAAUGUUUAUUUUUCAUUUAUGUUGUUUUCACAUGCUUAAGCUUGCAUUAAGCUUGUAGAGACAAACAGCGCACAUGGAUUAUGGUAUCAUGCACAUAUUGGUGGAUUUCUCAAACCCUGAACCAUUUUUUCGCAUUUCAGCAGUACGGUUCUGUGGCAUAUUGCCGUGUCACUGAAACUGCAUCACAGCAGAGAAGGUGAGAGAAACCCCAAACUGCAUAAUAGCAAAGUAAAUGAAGAACCCACAUGCCACCCUGUUACUUGGCCACAGAGUCUUGCCUGUAUUUAGUUCUUAAAUUGCACUUUGGAAACCAGUUUCGAAGAGUUAAUAUUAGUGAACGCCAGGUUCACAUUCGUGAUCACUCAGUUAGUUUUAGUAAUUGCAGAGAACUUGCCAAACUGUUUCUGAAGGAAAAACUGUGAUUCUUGCUUUUUAAUUGUUAGUCCAGUAUAAAAACAAAUGCAUAUGUUGACUGAAUCCCGGUCCCUGUCUUUAAAUGGCUUCCCCUGCUUCCAACCAGGGUUUAUUAAAACAAAAAGAAAUUUUGUUUGUUUUUGUUUUUGGUUGGGUAUCCAGGAUUAUAGGGAUGCUGCAAAAUAUUUUUUAAAAAGCAUGUUGAAAUGGAAUAUGUUCUCCAUCUUCUACAAGCCACAGUAGUUGCUAAUCUGCAGUACUACCCUUUCAUAGUCUAAUCUGGAGUACUAACCUACUAUAAUCUAAUCUGCAGUGCCAACCUAUAAGUCUGUAAAAAAAUCACAUUAUUUUUCAGAUAGUUUUAAAUGUAGGUUUGAUAUAAAAGUUUCAUUCUGCCUCUACAGAUGAAAGCAUGAAGUUCAGUAUUUUAAUACACUUGACAUUUGUACUGGCGUCUGCCACAAAUUAAAGGUAGCACCUCUGGCAAUAAUGUAAAAAAAAAAAAAACAAGAAACGUAGUUCAUGUGCAUCAUCAUAGUGUAGUAUUAUGAGACUCAAAACAGCUGAGAUUUCUGUAACAAGUUAAGAUUGUCAGAUUGAACAGUAUUUCCACUAUUAAGCAAACAUAGAGCUGCAUAGAUGUUUGGAAAGACAAUAUUCUUGUCUUUACUUCAAGGUAUAUGAAUUAAUUAUUUUUUUCUUUGGAAUGAGAGUUGGCGAUUUCGAAAGUAAAAUAUUUCAAGAAGACAGGUAUCAUUUGAGACAAUACCAGCAAAUGAUAAUGCAGAUUUAAUAAUUGUAUUUCUUGGUUAUCCAAGCUUAGAAGUUUAGGCAUGAAAGGUAGACAUGCAGCAUGGAAGUCUGGUUUUCAUUGUUUAUUAUUAAGGCCCUGUUUAGAUCUCGAUCAGAGGACUCGAUUCACGCUCUUUCAUUGUGCUGUGCAAUACCAUCCAGAAACUCAGAACCUUCAAGUUUAAUUGUCCGCGUAACAUACACUGUACUGCAUAUUCCCCACAAACUGCUUACCUGGAAUGGAAAUGUUCCUGGAAUUUUUCAGGCAAAUGCUUGGUACUUAGAGCCAGCUGUAGAAAUAUGGAGCACAUUUGCUAUGCAGAUUUGUUUCUCAAACCAAACUAGACUUCAGCGCAACCUGUGAAUGCAGGAUUUGAAUGUAAAAUUCUUGUAAAUACUUACUUUCCCCAUGGCAACAGCAUCUCUCCGCUCUCAAACCAGGAUUCUAGAUAUUGGUGUUCUGUUCCUUCUUUUAUUUCAUGUCAUGUUUCAUGUUCUUGGUGUUUAGUGUCAGAUGUGGAAGGGAAAGGACCAAAGAGACACCUGUAUGUCUGUGUAUAUGUAUGAUGCUGCUUAUGUGCAUUCAUUUGGAUCCAAACUGAAGACAUUUCUCAGAGUGAAGUGGUGCAUGUUCAUUUCCAGGUUAUGGUGUAGUAAUGUUUGUUCCCAUCCGCCAGUAGGAAUCAGUGGGUGUGGCUUUAACUGUCUUUGUCAGCAGUAAAGAGUAAAUACAGAUCAGAGGUCACGCUGAUCUCUGCAUCAACUCCACGUUAUCCUUUUGCCAUGUUAUUGCACAAAGCUUUAAUUUAAUUGCCAAAAGCUCAGUACGGAAAACCAUAUUUACAGUUUUAUAGCCCAAAAACCACAGCGGUUAUACAUGAAGUCAAAAAGAUGCGUAACACUCUCGACUCACAGUAAAAAUAAAAGGCACAAAAAGUUUAUUUGGGGGGACAGUUGCCCCCCCCCCUUUCUUAAGAUGGGCCAUCAAUAAAAGCACAUGAAAUCAACAUAAUGAAAAAUGUUUGAGUGAUGAGUGAAAUGGGAUGGUGAGAGGGUGAGAUGGAGUUUGAGAAUAUCAAUAUGGAUAUGCUCAUGCUAAUGUAGUCUCAAAAGUCAAGCUCAAAAACAUUGCAAGCCAUGCUAUACUGAUUAUAUUUUUUGAUAGUGUUACCAUUAGUGCUUGCUGUGGCAAAUAUUCCAAACCUUUUCUGUUUUGUUUUGUCGUGCAAGAACCAAAUUGUUCAUUUGACUGGAUAUGUUUUGUUUCAACAUCAUAUGUAUGUGCACAUAUUUUAAAAAUAGGAAUUGAAGUGGCAAUGUGAUGUAUGAGCUUCUUUAUGGAGUGGUUCUUUAAAAUGGCACAGAGUACAAACGCUUUGCUACCAAGGAGGCCAGCACCUUGUGGAGUGAUUUUAAAAGCUUUUCUGCCUUUGAUAAAAAUUUUGGGAUGACCAUUAAUGUUACUAUUCUGUUUCAGCUAAAUUUACUUGCAAAUGUUAUUUGUCUCAGACUAAUAAAUAUAUAUAUGUAUAUGUAUACAUAAUCUAUAUAUUCUGAAGUGUUCCCCAAACUGAAAUUUAUGUGAAUGUGUAGUAGAAUAAAUAAGCAUACAAACUGUU